This is a messenger RNA of Schistocerca cancellata (South American locust), 1038 nucleotides long. Its product is annotated as sulfotransferase 1C4. The record is from RefSeq and is a predicted model, not a curated record. The transcript is spliced from 7 exons. Bases 1 to 1038 code for a protein of 345 amino acids. Gene Ontology annotation, cellular component: cytoplasm. Gene Ontology annotation, molecular function: sulfotransferase activity. NCBI's taxonomy places the organism in Eukaryota, Metazoa, Arthropoda, Insecta, Orthoptera, Acrididae. Gene Ontology annotation, biological process: sulfation.
AUGUCUACAGUGUUUCCAUUGUCUAUUAACUAUGUGAGCCCGGACAUAAACAAACAAUUAUUGGAAGAUUUUACUGGGGAAAGAACUGGUUUUGUGCAAGUAGGUGAUGACCAGUGGUUUUUCCCAAGCAAGUAUGCAUCUGAAGGAGUUAAUUUCUACAAUUUCAGUGUACGGAAAGAUGACACUUGGGUGGUAACAUUUCCUAGAUCAGGAACAACAUGGACACAAGAAUUAGUCUGGUUGAUAGCAAAUGAUCUUGACUAUGAUACAGCUACCAAAAUUCCUCUGGUCGACAGAUUUCCUUUCCUUGAAUUUAGCGUAUUUGUGCAUGAUGAAGUAAAGAAGGAGCUUCUUAAUCAGUCUGAAGGUAAUCCAGAAAAACAGGCCCUAAUAGAAAAACUCAGUAAGCCGGGAUAUGAAGUCCUUAGUGAAAUGCCAUCACCUCGCUUCAUCAAAACACAUUUUCCAUUUAGUCUCUUGCCACAAAAUCUUUUAGAAGAAGGAUGCAAGGUGAUCUAUGUUGCAAGAAAUCCAAAAGAUGUUGCUGUAUCCUUUUACCAUCUAAACAGACUCUUCCGUACACAAGGAUAUCGAGGGGAUUUUAAAAAGUACUGGGACUACUUUGAAAAAAAUCUCCAUCCAUGGACACCUUAUUGGACACAUGUCACUGAAGGAUGGAAGAGAAGGGAACACCCGAAUUUGCUGUUUUUGUUUUAUGAGGAAAUGAAUAAGGAUAUUUCAGAAACUGUUGAAAGAGUGGCAGGCUUCCUUGGGAAAUCUCUAACUGAUGAACAGAUAUCAGAGCUCACAUCAUAUUUACAUAUAAAUAAUUUCCGUAAAAACACAGCAGUCAACAUGGAUCAGCUGAAAGACAUUGGACUGCUGCAGAAUGGAGAGCAGGAUUUUAUAAGGAAAGGUCAAAAUGGUUCAUGGAUUGAUGAGUUCACACCUGAGUUGGAUAAAAGGGCAAAUGAAUGGAUAAAAGAAAAUUUGAAACACACUGACCUCAGAUUUCCUGUAAAACUUGUAGAAGAAUAA